CGGGCGGGCGCGGGGCCGGACCGCCGGGCCGGACCGCCAUGGACCACAAGCCCCUGCUGCAGGACCGGCCGCCGCCUUACAACCUGGAGAGCGGCCAGGGCGAAUACGCGUGCGGCCCGCACGGCUACGGCGCCAUCCCCACCGCGCCCCCGCCGCCGCCUUACCCCUACCUCGUCACAGGGUUACCCACGCAGCACCCCAGGGUCUACAACAUCCACAGCCGGGGCGUCACCCGCUACCCCGCCAAUUCCAUCGUGGUCGUCGGAGGCUGCCCGGUGUGCAGGGUUGGGGUGCUGGAGGACUGCUUUACCUUCCUGGGCAUCUUCUUGGCCAUCAUCCUGUUCCCCUUCGGGUUCAUCUGCUGCUUUGCCUUGAAGAAGCGGAGAUGCCCCAACUGUGGCGCCACCUUCGGCUAGAGGGCACGCCCCGGCUUCCCGGCCGGCUCUUUCGUCAUGUAAAUGUGUACAGUCGUUCAUUGAUGGAUGAAGCUUCGGGACUGUUGGGUCGGGCGAGGUGGGCUAGAGGAGGCACAUGUGAGCCCGGGGCCCUGCUCCCAAGGCCCCGACAGCCCAAGAAAGCACUGCUUCUAUUUUUUGCAGUCUUCAGUUUGAGAGAGGUGAGAAAUACCCUUUUAAAUAAACAAGAUUCGUACCAUUA
Ochotona curzoniae (black-lipped pika) is the source of this 657-nucleotide messenger RNA. RefSeq names its product brain protein I3 (gene BRI3). The record is from RefSeq and is a predicted model, not a curated record. NCBI's taxonomy places the organism in Eukaryota, Metazoa, Chordata, Mammalia, Lagomorpha, Ochotonidae. Bases 39 to 416 code for a protein of 125 amino acids. The transcript has 3 exons.